UCGAGGUGAGACGGACAGGAACUGAUGAUCCGGGUCUGUGUUUCCGGCGGACCGAGAAACUCUGCGCACGCGCGUGUGAGCGAAACGAGCGUGUGUUUGUGUGAAAAACAUUAAUCAGAAAUAUCAGAAACAUCAGGAUUUACACACACACGAGCUCAGAGUGACAGCAUGAAGAAGAAGAAGCAGCUCGUGAACAGAGCCGCUGGAGAUGCAGGAGAUUACACGGUCGGUCAGGUGUCCGGCAGCCUGUUCCCAGAACAGCACAAACCUGGAGCUUUAUCGGCUUUAUUCUCCUCCACUUCCUCAGAAAACACUCUAGUCUUCGUUCCUGCGCCCAAAACGGAGCCUAAACCCACUGCAGCGUCUGAUGUCAAGAGUCCCGGUCAGAUCCACAAACCGAUCCAGACUCCGAAGACUCUCUCGGCGGCGGAGAAGAAGCUCCAGGACCGAGAGAGCGCGCUGCAGAACGCAGACGAUGAAGGACGAACGAGUGCGAAGAAAGUCAAGCGCAAGCGUCCGGAUGAGGAGGAAGAGGAGCGACCCGGCAAACGCAGAAAGAACAAGAACAACGCAGAGGAGCGAAUCAAGCUGAAGCGGACGGUGUUUGUGGGGAAUCUGCCGGCCAGCUGCACGAAGAAGGAUAUCCUGUCCCUGUUCAAGCAGGCUGGAGCCAUCGAGUCGGUCCGCUUCCGUUCAGUGGUUCGUGAAGACCCGACCAUGUCCCGCAAAAUGGCGGCCAUCCAGAGGAAAGUUCAUCCGAAAAAGCAGAAUAUUAACGCUUACAUUGUGUUCAGAGAGGAAGAGGCGGCGGCUGGAGCCCUGAAAUGGAAUGGUCAGGAGAUUGAGGCGGGUUUCCAUAUCCGAGUGGACCGAGUCUCUCAGCGCUCCGGACAUGAUCAUAAAAGGUCCAUAUUUGUGGGGAAUUUACCGUAUGAUAUAUCGGAGCUUCCGGUGCGAGAACACUUCCUGGAGUGCGGGAACGUGGAGGCCGUGCGUUUGGUGCGAGACAGAGAGUCUGGGAUGGGGAAGGGCUUCGGAUACGUCCUGUUUGAGAGUCCAGAUUCAGUGAUGUUGGCGUUGAAACUCGACGGCUCCACGUUACUGGAGCGAAAGAUCAGGGUGAAGCGCUCUGUGAAGAAGGAAAAAGUGAAGAAAUCACAUCAAGGUCGUCAGUCAGAAGGAAAAGAGCGAUGGAGAGGAGGAGGAGGAGGAGGAGGAUUCAAAGGUCCAAAGCAGGAGUUCAGAAACAAGCCGGGAAGAACUCACUCCACGAUGAAUCCUGGCAGGAAACCAACACAAGCUUCAUCGUUCAAGGGAGAGACGGCAGAUCCUGCUGCCAAGAGAGGGAAAGGACUGAAAAAGAAGUUUAAGCACAAGAAAAAGAAACCUGCUGUUCACAUUUAAUGCCUGAGCUUUUAUUUAAAUGUUUAGUGCUUUUGUGUCACUAAUAAAGACAUGAUUAAACAAA
Megalobrama amblycephala (Wuchang bream) is the source of this 1468-nucleotide messenger RNA. It is a transcript of the gene rbm34, whose product is annotated as RNA binding motif protein 34. Gene Ontology annotation, molecular function: RNA binding. Lineage: Eukaryota; Metazoa; Chordata; Actinopteri; Cypriniformes; Xenocyprididae. The transcript has 11 exons. The record is from RefSeq and is a predicted model, not a curated record. Bases 169 to 1404 code for a protein of 411 amino acids.